CAGACUUCCAUAAAGCACAUGAUACCUGACAACAGUCGUUAAUAAGUGACCAAGGUCGUGACAGUAGAGGUUUAUGGUAUCGCAACUUUGCUGGUGAUUACCUGGAGCUGUGGGGGAUCUCCUGUCUGACUGUGAGACCGUGUGUGUGUGUUGUGGGGCGGGUGAUGCCAGUCCAGAGGUGGGUGUUGCUCCGUCACGUCUCUGCUGCUUUCCCCUCCUCUCCGUCCUCCCGGAGCUGUCGCACCCACGUGCUCGGGUCCAUUCGGUCUGCCGCCGUCAACAUGGCAGAGGAGGCGAAGAAACGAGCCGCUUACUGCGCCGUGGAUAGCAACGUUCAGAACAACCAGGUGGUUGGAGUGGGCAGUGGGUCCACCAUUGUGUAUGCCGUGGAUCGGUUAGCUGAGAGAGUCCGAGAGGAAAAACUCAACAUCGUGUGUGUGCCCACCUCCUUCCAGGCUCGACAGCUGAUUUUGCAGCAUGGCCUGACGCUGUCGGACCUGGAAAGACACCCAGAGCUGGACGUGGCGAUCGACGGAGCGGAUGAAGUAGACGCAGAGCUGGCGCUGAUCAAAGGUGGCGGCGGCUGUCUUACUCAGGAGAAGAUUGUCGCCGGCUGCUCCAAAUAUUUUGUCGUCAUUGCUGACUACAGAAAGGACUCCGAAGCUCUGGGUCAGCAGUGGAAGAAGGGCGUUCCCAUCGAAGUCAUCCCCAUGGCGUAUGUUCCCGUCUCCAGGAUGAUAGCCAAGCGUUUCGGAGGGGAAGUCAAUUUAAGGAUGGCAGUCAGUAAAGCUGGUCCUGUCGUCACUGACAACAGCAACUUCAUCCUGGACUGGAAGUUUGAGCGUGCCCAGAACUGGAGGGAGGUCAACACUGCCAUCAAGAUGAUUCCUGGUGUGGUGGAGACGGGGCUCUUUGUCAACAUGGCUCAGCAGGCGUACUUUGGGAUGGAAGAUGGAAGCGUGAAGGUCCGCGAGGCUCCCAUCAGCGAAUGAGUCGACCGCAAUCCCCACCCUCAGUCAGAAUUUCACCCACAAGUGCCACGAUCACAACCCAACCCCAGACUCAACCCACCGGGACGUUUCCUUACCUCGCAUAAUAAGUUCCAGACUAUGAGCUGAUGUACUUUUCACAUUCAGAUGGUUGGUGCUUCUGAUUUCACCAUUUAUUUUAAGUGCCUGUUGAGCAAAAUUAAGUCUCACAAGCAAAGCUCCUGUCAUUGAAGAGUUUGACCAAGUGGCUGCUGGCCUGGGCUUUAAAGCUGACCAGGAAACACCGCAGUCCUGCUGAAUAAAGCUAAGGUGUGCCUUAAAGUUGUUUGCAAUCAAAUUUGAAACGCUCAAACCCAAAUGUUGGUGUCGCGUCGGUUAAAAAUAAAAAUGUCCACCGAAGAAACGAGAAGCGGUCAGAUCUGAACUGUGAGAUUCUGAGGCGACGCCUCCACACGCAAUCUAUUAAAGCAGCAGCUCCUACAGGCCAUAAAGAGCAACGGCGAGCUCUAAAACGGCCCUUCUAAUGAAGUAGAAACAUCUGCUUCUAAAUGUUCAGUUUGUCAUCAAUCAUAUAAAUGUAAAUCUUUGUGGCAUUGAGCAUUUUCUGGUUCAUCUUUCCAUUUCCUUUUUAGAAUGAUGGUCUUUUUUUUUAUCUGACACUGGUUAGAUCAGUGUCAGAUAAUCUAGGUUUGUUGGAAAACGUUUCUGUUUUCCUCUUCAGUUUUACCUACUCCUGUAGCUGCUCUAGUCAGCAGGGUAGAAGUAUGCAUCCUCCCUGUCACACACUAAAACCAGUCUGGUCGGUGCUGGAAUACACGCGUUGUUUUUUGCCUAAAAUACUUGCAUGAUUUGCUCCUAACACCAGGGGUCUGGAUGCAGGAGGUCUUGUGCCAUAAACUCAUUCCAAAACCAAAACCCAGUGAUGAUGGUGGCGAAUAAUAUUAGAAAUAACCUCCAACACAAAUGAUGAGCGAAUCUCAAAAACCUGAUCAGAUUUGACAAGUAAAUGCAACGGUCAGUCCUUUUUGCUUUUUAAGGAAUAGACGGUGCGUCAUGAUUUUCUACAUUCCUGAUUACAGUCCAGGGCUGCAUCCAUUAUCCAUAUUUAAAGUGGUGACACGAUACCUGAUACUGUAAUUAGGUUUUUGCAUAUUUGCCUUUCUAACUGGAAUACUGAGAGCAUCACAUUCUGGGUAAUUUCAGUUUUUCAGUCUUGCCAAAAACCUGCUGUUGAGUUUAAGUCGUGAAAGUUGUCUCAGGCUCUGUGGCAUAAUCUUAACUUUUCUGAUCUGAAAAGAUCUGAAAACGCAACUAUUGUCGCACCAGCAUUCUUUUCUUUUUUUUAACCAGUAGACUGUGAAUGUUGUAUUUUUUUCUGCACAGGUACAGUUUUUCUUUAGUCAACCCAUACAGGACCAAGUUAUAACCCAUGCAUGUUUUGUGUCUGAGUUAUUGGAGUUUCAUGUAUUAAGAACUGUUCCAAUACUAAAAAGAAAAUAAAAGUUGAGUGAAAAAUG
Molecule: messenger RNA, 2506 nt
Organism: Fundulus heteroclitus (mummichog)
Lineage: Eukaryota; Metazoa; Chordata; Actinopteri; Cyprinodontiformes; Fundulidae
Gene: rpia
Product: ribose 5-phosphate isomerase A (ribose 5-phosphate epimerase)
Exons: 9
Coding region: 165-992 (275 amino acids)
Biological process (GO): D-ribose metabolic process; pentose-phosphate shunt, non-oxidative branch
Cellular component (GO): intracellular membrane-bounded organelle
Molecular function (GO): ribose-5-phosphate isomerase activity
Source: RefSeq, a predicted model, not a curated record